AUGUCAGAUGACUGGCACCAAGUACAACCAGUAGUUCGCCAUGGCUCAAGACCACAGAUAGUCAAUGCAACGCUGAAAUCAUCAUAUCUGUGGGAGCAUGUUUAUGUGCUCAGACUGACAAGAAACAUGAGGGUUUUGCUUACAGGUGAGACUGCUGAUUUCUCCAACUAUCUACUGAACAUUGGUGAUGACAAACACAACGUAUGCAAGCAAAUCGGGGAGUUUGCGAUAAAACUGCCAGAUGACAUCACAGUAAAGAGCGAACAAGAGUUGAUAAAUUUUGUCUUCGGUAAUUUGCAGUCUAACACAAAUCCUGACUGGCUGGCUUCCCGCUGCAUCAUCUGUCCCUCCAACACAGAAGUAGACAGAAUCAACAACCUGAUCAUGCAGUCCUUUCCCAGAGAAGAAAAAGUCUACAGGAGCAGUGAUUCGGUGGAAGAAAAUGAACACCAAUACCCCAUCGAAUUUAUCAAUUCUCUUUGUCCGUCAGGUAUGCCACCUCACAAACUGACAUUGCGGAAAGACAGCAUUGUCAUGUUGCUGAGAAAUCUGGAUCCCACAAACAGCCACUGCAACGGGACUCGAUAUGUGGUUCAACACCUUCAUCAACAUGUGAUUGAUGCUGUCGUUGCUGGCGGUCCACAUGCCGGAAAGAGACUUUUCAUCCCAAGAAUUCCGCUCAUGCCUUCAGACAACAUAAUAUUUCCCUUCCAUAUGCGACGGAAACAAUUUCGGUUAGACCUGCUUUUGCAAUGA
Molecule: messenger RNA, 756 nt
Organism: Aplysia californica (California sea hare)
Lineage: Eukaryota; Metazoa; Mollusca; Gastropoda; Aplysiida; Aplysiidae
Exons: 1
Coding region: 1-756 (251 amino acids)
Biological process (GO): telomere maintenance; DNA repair
Molecular function (GO): DNA helicase activity
Source: RefSeq, a predicted model, not a curated record